AUGACCGAGCCCGACCCGUAUAUUUCUUAUUCCCCUGUAAGGGUUAGCUUACACCGGUACGUUCAGGAACAGCAAGCAGAAAAUCAAGCAGAGCUGUGGAGACAGACGUUGGAAAAUGAACGGUUGGCGAGGGAGAAGACACUAGAAUCGGCCGUACUGGCCGACUUUUACCGGUACAAGCCCAUCCAGAAUUACUACGAGUCGCGCGUGCUCGUUCUCAAGGCCGGCAAGAAAACAGACAAGCUGGCGGGUAGUCUCGAAGACAUGUGGAUCGAUGGCAACGGGCCGCGCUACUCGGCACUCUCCUAUGUCUGGGGCGAGCCUAAGUUUAAUGAUGUGAUCCUCAUCGAUGGGAAAAGACUGGCCAUCACAAACAGUCUCGGUAACGCCCUACGGCGGCUCCGUCCUGUUGCCGGACAACCUCCGCUACGAAUCUGGAUCGACCAAAUAUGCAUCAACCAGAGCGACUCGAUCGAGCGGAGCCAACAGGUCCGGCUCAUGCAUGCUAUUUUCCGGGACGCACACCGAGUUCUCGUAUGGCUUGGUGCAGAUCCCGAAGGCCACGGACCCCGAGCCUUUCAGCUUGCAAACGCCCUACGUUCCAUUUUCGAGGACAAACUUCUUUCGAGCCUCUGCAAGUCGAAAGGGGCGAAUCUUGAUUGGAUUCCUGUCGAAAAUUGGAAAUCUCUGCGGGAGCUCAGCAGACUACCUUGGUUUCGCAGGGCUUGGAUCCCUCAGGAGAUUGGGACGGACGCUGAAGCAAUCGUCCAUUGGGGUUCGGAGAGCAUCCAUUCUGUCACGGUGCUGUUUGGGCGGUUUGUUGAGCGGCCACGAGAGGAGCCCGAGGGACGAGCACGGCACAGUUUCGUUUACCAACUGUGCUUGAGUGCUAGGAACUUGGCCACGGAUCCUCGAGACUAUGUCUUCUCACAGCUUGGCCACUACUCGGCAUGGAUCAAAGCUGAGCAGGCGCUCAUCAUCCAGCCCGACUAUGACAACACCAUUGCGGCUGUCUACCACGAGAUUGCCAUCCGCGCACUGACUGUUGAUAGCACUUUGAUGCUGCUGAACAGUGUGUCGGACAAUGGGGAGACUAGGCCACCACUUCCGGGACCAAAAGCACUACCGAGCUGGGUGCCGCGGUGGGACGCGGGGAGAUUUCACAGCCUUAUAGGUCACCCUGGGCGCUACAAAACAUCCGGCUCGACCAAGUCGUUGAUCACAAAGGAUUCGUUCGAGGAUAACUACGACACUUUGUUAGUCGAGGGCCUCGUUGUUGACACCAUUGACAAGGUUACCGCCAAAUUCACCUCGAGCUGCUUCAACUCGGAGUCUCCCAAGAAGGAGGUUAUCCAGACUGCAUGGCGUUGCUGUCGGCCUCCUAAGCCCACGCCUGGCCAGAGUUCCAAACACGAGCCCUCCAAGUGGUCCACCCAGGGAACAUACCAGAACGACGCCUCUGUACCGGCUCUCAAGGCAUUCCUCGACACUUUCGCCCCAUCCGCACUCUUCGGUCAUAUCUCGUCUCCUUCGAGUUCUUCGACACCGCGCGACAUUGCCGACGCCGCAUACGCUUCAGGCAUCUCGGUGUUAUCCAAAUUGUUUCCCGCUGCCGCGUUCAGCACUAAACACGACCCGCGCAAGCCUCCCAAUAGCGAGGCAACGCCGGCAAGAGAGCCCCCCAAGCCAAACCCGACUGCGUGGCUACAGGCGGCAGAGGGCCACGCCGUGCAUCGCUGCUUCGCCGUGACGGAGGAGUCGCGCUACUUUGCGAUGGUGCCGCCUACGACCAAGACGGGCGAUCUCCUGUGUAUUUUGCGGGGAGGCGAAACACUGUAUGUGCUGAGGCUCGAUCCAAAGGACGCUGAUAAGCGGACUUUCAUUGGCGAGGCGUAUGUCCCGGGUUUGAUGGAGGACGCCUCGGGGCUGUUUGGGACUGGGACCGGGAUGGAGCUGGAGAGGUUUCGGUUGCGAUAG
Messenger RNA from Chaetomium fimeti, 1977 nucleotides. Its product is annotated as heterokaryon incompatibility protein-domain-containing protein. Lineage: Eukaryota; Fungi; Ascomycota; Sordariomycetes; Sordariales; Chaetomiaceae. Bases 1 to 1977 code for a protein of 658 amino acids. The transcript has 2 exons. The record is from RefSeq and is a predicted model, not a curated record.